This is a messenger RNA of Taeniopygia guttata (zebra finch), 1748 nucleotides long. The record is from RefSeq and is a predicted model, not a curated record. Lineage: Eukaryota; Metazoa; Chordata; Aves; Passeriformes; Estrildidae.
CCCCCCCCCCCCCAAAAAACAAACCGGGACCGCUGCCCGCACACACGCACACCGGCAGGGACACCCCGACACCGGGACCCCCCGCACCGGGAUCCCCCCCAUCGCCGGUAACCGGCACCCCGCGGCGGCUGCGCUGUCCCGCCAGCCGGGACCCAGCUCCUCCAUCCCGCGGUUACCGGGACCCCCGACACCUGAGCGUUCCCCCCCGCACGGUCCGCACCCCCGACCCGCCCCCCUCCCUUCCCGGUAGUCCCCGUUAAUCCCUUCUCCCCCACUCCGUUUGAGCCCCCCCGUCCCCCUCUGUCGCCCCCGGUUCUGCCCCGCCGGGGCCCGACUGGCAGCUGCCUACGGCCGGGAUGAGCCGCCGCGAUGGAUGAGUUCCACCCCUUCAUCGAGGCGCUGCUGCCCCACGUCCGGGCCUUCUCCUACACCUGGUUCAACCUCCAGGCCCGCAAGCGCAAGUACUUCAAGAAGCACGAGAAGAGGAUGUCCAAGGAGGAGGAACGCGCCGUCAAGGACGAGCUGCUGGGCGAGAAGCCGGAGGUCAAGCAGAAAUGGGCCUCGCGCCUCCUGGCCAAGCUGCGCAAGGACAUCCGGCCCGAGUGCCGCGAGGACUUCGUGCUGUCCGUCACCGGCAAGAAGGCGCCGUGCUGCGUCCUCUCCAACCCCGACCAGAAGGGCAAGAUCCGUCGCAUCGACUGCCUGCGCCAGGCCGACAAGGUGUGGCGCCUGGACCUGGUGAUGGUCAUCCUCUUCAAGGGCGUCCCGCUGGAGAGCACCGACGGCGAGCGCCUGGCCAAGGCGCCCCAGUGCGCCAGCCCCGGCCUCUGCGUGCAGCCCCACCACAUCGGCGUCACCAUCAAGGAGCUCGACCUCUACCUGGCCUACUUCGUCCACGCGCCAGAUUCCGGACAAUCCGACAGCUCCAACCCCCAGGGAGACGCGGACAUCAAACCACUGCCCAACGGCCACCUGACCUUCCAGGACUGCUUUGUCACCUCGGGGGUCUGGAACGUGACGGAGCUGGUCAGGGUGUCCCAGACCCCGGUGGCCACAGCGUCGGGCCCCAACUUCUCUCUGGCUGACCUGGAGAGCCCCGGGGGCUACUACAACAUCAGCCCCGUGGCCCUCGGCCGCCGGCCCCUGGGACCCCCCACCGCCAGCGGCCCGAAGCGCCCCAAGGCGCUGGACGAGGGGGACCUGGAGGGUCCCGGGGACGACGUCUUCUACCCCGGGCCGGGGCGGUCCCCCGCCCCCGGCAGCAGCCAGGGGCCCUGGGGGGGGGACGUUGACACCGGCCCGGCGGCGCUGAAGAAGUCGGGGAAGUUGGAUUUCUGCAGCGCCCUGGCCGGGCACGGCGCCGCGCCCCGCAUGGCCUUCGGCCACCACCCCCUGCCCGUCCUGGCCGGCGUCCGCCCCGGCAGCCCGCGGGCCACGGCCUCGGCGCUGCACUUCCCGUCGGGGUCCCUCCUGCCCCAGUCGAGCCCCUACUUCGCCCACCCCACCAUCCGCUACCACCACGGGCAGGACUCGCUCAAGGACUUCGUGCAGUUCGUCUGCGCCGACGGCGCCGCCCAGGGCCCCCAGCAUUCGCAGCGUCAGGCGCCGCCGCUGCCCCCCGCCUUGUCGGCCUCGGACCCCGCGACGGCAACUUUCUGAGCCUGCCCCAGCAGCAGUCCUGGUUCCUCUGACGCCGCCCCCGGACGAGGAGGAGAAACCGCCCGGAAAAAAAAAAAGGAGAAAAACCG